AGAUGGGCAGCAUGAGACCCCGCUCUGCUCGGAUCAUGCAAGCAUGGGAAUAUUUGGAGGAAAAGACCAUUUGACGGCUCCCUCAGAGAAAAGAAACAUGUGGAAGACCCUAACACUCUCACUGAUAGUUGCACUGGCGUUGGGCACAGAGGUGUCCCAGUGCGAGGAUGUGGGGUCCACGGUGACUGUGGAGAAGCCAUUGGACAAGCAGCAGGACAACUACAGCGACAUAUCCACCGUAGGGAAGUCCCGACACAAGAUCCUGGCUGCUCAGUACGAGUGCUACCUGAAGAUCAUAAGCGAUCCACCGCGUACAGAAGAAGGUAAUUUCUGUAACCGUACGUGGGACGGCUGGCUGUGCUGGGGGGAUGCAACUCCAGGGACCGUCAUGCAGAUGUGUCCGGAAUAUUUCUUCGACUUUGACCCCGCUGAGAAGGUUACUAAGGUGUGUAAUCCUGGAGGCCAGUGGUUCCAACACCCAGAGAGCAACAGAGUCUGGACUAACUACACCCAGUGUCAGGCCUUCACCAAAGACAAACUCAAGUUUGCCAUCAGUCUCUACUACCUGGCCAUGGUGGGUCACGGCCUGUCUAUUGUCUCCCUCAUCAUCUGUCUGAUCAUCUUCUCCUACUUCAAGAGUCUCAGCUGCCAGAGAAUCUCCCUCCACAAGAACACGUUUCUCUCCUAUAUCUUGAACUCCAUCGUUACAAUAAUGUGGCUCUCGCUCACUAUGGCCAAAAACCAAGCCAUAUACGCCAGCAACCCCGUGAGCUGUAAGGUCCUGGCUGUGCUGACUCAGUACACGUCUAUCUCUAACUACUUCUGGAUGCUGUGUGAGGGCAUCUACCUGCACACGCUCAUCAUCGUGGCCGUCUUUGUCGGGGAACAGCAGCUCUUCUGGUACUACGUCCUGGGAUGGGGUUUUCCCUUUGUUCCUGCCAUCACGUAUGCCGUGGCUCGCGGGCUCUUCUUUAACGACAAGUGUUGGAUCAGCACUCACACACACCUGGUUUAUAUCAUCCAGGGGCCCAUUCAAGCUGCACUACUUGUGAACUUUUUCUUUCUCCUGAACAUCGUCCGGGUUCUUAUCACCAAGCUGAAGGAGACCCACUGUGCCGAGUCCACAGCCUACAUGAAGGCGGUGAGAGCCACCCUCAUCCUCAUCCCUCUGCUGGGAGUCCAGUUCAUCCUCGUACCCUGGAGGCCGGAGGGACGCAUCAGCCGGGCCAUCUAUGAUUUCUUCGUAAACAUCUUCUGCCACUUCCAGGGACUCCUGGUGGCAAUUAUAUUCUGUUUCUGCAAUGCUGAGGCCCAGACAGCUCUGAGGAGGAAGUGGGCUCAAUGGAAGUCUGCCUGGGGUAAAACCGGCUGGGGGGAAACGCCCAACUCCAACAACCAUUUCAACUACCACAACAACUCCUCCAUUACCGAAAACAGCCGAGCCACCAUCUGCUCGGAGGAGCCGGCUGCCGUGCCUUCUGAACAAACGGAAAGCAGCCACUUCCUGUCCCAGGUAGAGCAGAAAGCCAACGGGCAGCAGACGACGUGCAGCAAUGGCGAGGUGGACAUGCUCAACAAGAUGGAGACCACCGACAUUUGACCAGAGAAAAACGCGGAGGUGAUGGUUGCCGUGCCAAACACACACACCAACACACACGCACUCACCUAUAGGUGCACACAUAAGACGGAAAACUCAAAAAAAUAGAGAGGUCAGGGGAAUUUUCAAAAUAAAGGUUAACUGAUUGGGCCCUUGUGAACAUAUAAAGUAUCAGCUCCAGUUUUUGGACUGAUGAGAAAAAGAUCAUUUAUAUAAUGGUGUCAUCCUGUAAUCGUAGUAUAGUCAUGUUUUUUUGCAUACAUGUGUUCUGUCCCUGGAAUGAAGUCCACUUAUGUAUUUCAGUUAUUGGUUUUUUUUCUCUAUUUUUUUUCCAUUUUGAUAUAUCAAAUGCAGAGCUGUUUGUGUAAUCAGUUGCCUUAUGGAGCCUCUGAAUGCUUUACCAGUACACCACUGUGACCAAUGAAUGUCAUAGCCCAGUGUGUGUUAUAUAUAUAUAUAUGUUAUUUUACAGGCUUUUAUCUAUGAAAGAUAGUGUAAUCAUCGCUGACCUUAGAAAAAUAGCCAGCAUUCCCCCUCUUAGCCUCUUUCAGUAAAUUAAAAAACAUACCACACUGAGAAAAGAUUAUGUUAACGGGAUGAAAUUAUUUAAAAAAAGCCACACGCGUGAGAUUUUCAUUUCCCGAACAGAAAGUAACAGAAACAGGAUGUACUUUCAGUCCAAAAGGCCUAACGUUAUAAACACAGGCUACUAUAUUUUGAGCAUAUCGGAUUUAUCUGCCCUAGAAAGGCAAAACCCAGUAAAGACCAGAAUCUGACUUUUUGAUAUAUACCAUAUAAAAUGUAUUAUACUAUCUAGAAAUGUAUCAUUUCUGCAAAAACAGGGUGUGACAUAAAAACUGCGCUAAAAGCCAAACUUUAGUUAGACAAGAGUUGGCUCCCCAAUUUGUUACUCCACAUAACUAAAAGAAACAGUUUUUAAAAUCCAAUCAGGACGGAGAAAAAAAAAGUCUGCUAACGUUAACCUAGCAAAGGUCAUGCUAAUGGUUGCCUUCCCAGUUUAGCAGAGUAGCAUCAGCUAUCAACUCAGCUUUUAACUUCUGUUGAGGUUCGGUGGCUUUUAAAUGAAGUCAUUAUGUUUAAAUGUAUUGAACUGUAAAUUCAUUAUAUUGGUUUCAACUUAAAACCUUUUUUUUUCUCAACUUCAACAUUUCAGUUUUUGCUAUUUGUAGAGAAGUGAUAUUGAAAACGGAAGUCAAAUUUUAAUUCUGACUUCUGUCAAAAAAGGUAAAACUAGCUCUGGGCAUGUAAAUGGUCAGAAGAGAAGACGUAACCCCACAUUAUCACUAUAAAAUAAGUUUCCUAAAGUUGAUGGUAACUCACUAUUUAUGCUUACACAAAUAUUCAGGUUACCAAAAUUAUGAAUUUACAUUUAUGGCAAAUAAAUAGACCUUGUUUUAACAUGUAAUGUACUACGUACGGGCUUCUGACUUUGAGCUUAAGAUAGUGGCAAUCUGUAUGUAACAAAGGAAAAAUCUCAUCAUCGUAGAACACAUAUGUAAAGCAGUGUGAAGCUUAUUUUGAGGCUCAACUGAUUUGGACUGAUUCACUUCCUGGAACUAAAUUAUGUGCCAAACAUUAUGGGUUAUAACUAUCCUAAUUCAAAGAGGGAGCAGAGCUUUUAGUGCAGGAGAAUCACUGGUGCAGAGAUAAUGGAGCUGCUGAGUGCUGCAAUUAUCCCACUCCUACUGAAUCUUAGUCAUUCUCCUCAUUUACUCCAUUUAAAACACAGGGAUUUGGGGGGUUGUGGCAAAAUGUAGUACACAAACGACAGACAUAAAGACACUUUGGUGUGUGAAUUAAUGUAUAUGGGGAGCAUGUGCACAUGUGCUUUUCACAAAUAGUCCCUCCAACUUUGUUACAUUUGGUCGGGACAUUUUUUUUUACUUAUUUAAUAUCCCAAAAUCUUUAUUGUAAUAUGAUGGGAAAUCUUAAUGUGAUUGUUAUGCCCUGAACAUUUAGAAUGAAAACGAAGUUGAGACAGUACACGUUUAGAAUUCCAUUUUAAAAUGUUUCUGUCUUCAAUAUAGCCUUUGCAGACAGAAGAAGAUUUUUAUAUAAUUUGUGAGGAAUAAAUGUUUUUCCAUCUCUUAUUAAACCCACUUCAGUCUGCAGGGGAAGACAAUUUCAAAUUUCUUUCAUGUCUUUAAUAUUAUAGUGUUCCUAUUGCUUUGUAUUGUUCUGUGUUAUUGUUGUGGCUGUUAAAACAGUCGCUUUCACUAUUUGUAAUGGAUUGUUAUAUUGUAUAAUGUGCUUUUUUUGCAAAAACAAUUCCCUGCCACUUCACAUUUAAUUUAAUAGUUUUUCCAUUGCUUGUGUAACGUGCUGUUUGUACACUGGCAGGCUGACAGUACCAGCACCUUUUGCGGUUUGCACUGGAAUACUAAGUAGGUCUAAUGUUUGAAAGAAUGCAUUUUAGAAUUCUUCCACGAUGCAUCCACACAACAUACUGGGAAUACAAAUGCCCCCAGUGUGGAUACAGCAGGCUACACUGAUGCACGGGGAAUGAAACACUAUUGUGGGGGGGGGGACUGAGCAUGAGAAAGCUCUUUAAAAGAAAGACGGAUGUCAACUCUUUUUGCACAGGUAUGUCACCCUGUACACAUUUGCCAAUGCUGCCCAGUCGAGAAAACACUUGUCGUGGAUAUAUUUGUAAUGAAAUUCGAAAAACAUUCCAAUAAAACAUCAAAAGAAAAGUUCAAUUCAAGUACCUUAUUGUAUAUACAUUUUUAACACUGCCAUUUAUGCGUGGAAAUAAAGUUGU
Molecule: messenger RNA, 4379 nt
Organism: Anoplopoma fimbria (sablefish)
Lineage: Eukaryota; Metazoa; Chordata; Actinopteri; Perciformes; Anoplopomatidae
Gene: calcrl2
Product: calcitonin receptor-like 2
Exons: 13
Coding region: 44-1600 (518 amino acids)
Biological process (GO): angiogenesis; cell surface receptor signaling pathway; adenylate cyclase-activating G protein-coupled receptor signaling pathway
Cellular component (GO): plasma membrane
Molecular function (GO): calcitonin receptor activity; adrenomedullin receptor activity; calcitonin gene-related peptide receptor activity
Source: RefSeq, a predicted model, not a curated record